Messenger RNA from Paramecium octaurelia, 1589 nucleotides. Lineage: Eukaryota; Ciliophora; Oligohymenophorea; Peniculida; Parameciidae. The record is from the annotation of a GenBank genome assembly.
AUGAAUAAUAAUUAGAGUUAGUUUAGAAUUUAGACAAGAUCAGUAUCUGCUGAAAGAAUAAUGAUUAUAUUGUAAAGUUUAGAUUAAGUUGUUCCUUAAUUAUAACAAAAAACAAUGAGAAUAGAUAAUGCAACAACAUUUUUGGACAUUAAAUAAGUAAUAUAGAGUAGUCUUGAAACACAAGAGAAUAUCGAAUUAUAUUUUUAGAUGGAUCAACCGUAUACUGGAAAUUUGAAUGAGUUAGCUCUGAACAAAAUUAAAUAAGACAAAAUAAAAACUAUAUACUAUAAAAAUAUUAGAAGAAAUAGGUAACAACCUCAUAAUCUCAUUAGUGACAUCUCGCCACACAAAAUAAUAAGAAAACCAUAAGAAUAGAGAGCCUAAUUGAAUGAGAGAAGUCCAAACUACAAGAAUCUCGUUUCACCAAAUUAAAACAGGAUUCAAUUCGAAAACCCUGAAAGAAAUAAUAAUAAUUAGAGAAUUAUUUUAAAUCGAUAUAAAAAUAGCUAAUUUAUGAGGUAAGUCUAUAUUGAUUAUCCUAAGAAAUUCUUAAGAUUUGGGUAAAGUAUAGCAGGCUGAAUUUUAAAAAUAAAGUCAAGAGUGGGUUAAUGAAAAAAAAUUACUGCUUAAGCAACUCAGAAUGAAUAGCUUAAAAAUGUAAGAUUUAGAAUAAGAAAAUACAAGCUUAAGGUUAUUAUUUUAUUAAUUAAUAAAGCUUAUUUAAUAAAAAACUUUCUGAUGAGCUAGCCCUUUUGAAGUAGAAUUUUUCUGAAUUUGAAAAUCUUCAGCUUGAAAACAACCUAAUCAAGUAGUAUUCAUUUAUAUGCUAGAGAUGAAAUCGAUAAGGCUAAGCUUUGUCAUCAACAGAUGCUUAUGGAAAACAGUUAAUUAAAAGAAUAGAAUUCUCAACUCCUCAAGUAUUAAUUUUUAUUAAGUAAAGGGAAUUGCAUAAUUUAAAUAGUCUCUAAUAAGAAAAUCAAAGACUUAUUCAGAUAAUAAAUGAUUCUAGAGAAAAAGCUAAUUAAAAUUCUUAAAAUUAAAUAUAACGUCCAAAUUACUUUAAAAUUAUAUCAAUAGAUGAUGGAAACUCUCUGCAAGAUUUAGAAUAACAAUAGAAUUAAUAGUAAAUAUAGAAUCUAGCCCAAAUGUUGAAAAAAAAUAUUCCAUCAAAUUUAGAUUCUCAGAAUAACAAUUUGAUAAAUAUAUGUGGCCAUGCAAUUUCAUCAUAAUAAUUAGCAGAAAUUAUAGUUAAAGCUUUCUUUAAUAAACGGAAGGCUUUAUGUAACUAGUGUAGUUAACCACUAACAUCGAAGCUUUGCUUAUAAGAUUAGUCUUUAGGAAGAAAUUACAUAGAAGAGUAAAACAAAUCUGAUUGUUCAAAAUUAAUAAACUUUAUCUACUAAAAGAUUAACUCACAUUCUUAAUCAUUGGCAAAAUGUAAAAAUUAAAAUUGUAAUUUUUUUUGCAUAUGGUAACAUGAUUAGCAAAACUAAUAAGAGAGAAACUUUUGCUCAAUUUGUUUAAAACAAAGUGUGAUCAACCCUUUUCUACCAGAUUAAGUUUUAUAAGAAAUCAGUUAAAGAUUGUGA